AUGUUCGAUACUGGAUUCUCGUGUUACUUUGGACAACGUCAUCUCUUCUCUCGAGAAUCUCUUCUUUUUGGGUUUACAAGCCAAACGCUAGUUGCAAUGGCACCAUCACGUAACAUCAUUGUAGCCACCGGUCUGGUUGUUUUCGCGUCUGCAGGCUUAGCGUUCCCCUUCUACAUGGCAUCGUCGAAAAAACCAGUGAUAGAUCCAACAAAACCAUUACCUCCUCAAGCAACUUUUAGGGGACCUUACAUAAACACUGGCUCACGCGAUGUUGGACCUGACCAUCAAAACUACCCGAAGAAAUAA
Molecule: messenger RNA, 306 nt
Organism: Arabis nemorensis
Lineage: Eukaryota; Viridiplantae; Streptophyta; Magnoliopsida; Brassicales; Brassicaceae
Source: the annotation of a GenBank genome assembly